GAGUGCGGCUGCGCACCCUGGCGCCUGCGCCGUCGGCCUCUGCACCCGCGCGCUCGGAAUUCUUGGGCCCAGAGCACCCCUUUUCUUCAACCCCAAUUGACCCGGCAGUUCCUUCGGGAGGACCACGUUGACCCUGGCGACGGGCGGCCCUUGCGCUGUCUUCUUCCCCCCACCCGGGGACGUGGUGCGCACGCGCGGCUUGGCCGGGGCGGUGGCUCCGGGGCCAGUGGCGAGGAUCCAGACAGUGAAAAAGCAGUCUGGCUCCCGAGGUCCACCCCGUACACCCCAGGGUCCAGAUGGCGGCCAACGUGGGUGAUCAGCGUAGCACGGAUUGGUCCUCUCAGUACAGCAUGGUGGCCGGGGCAGGCAGAGAGAGUGGCAUGGAGACCCCCAUGCACGAGAACCCCGAGUGGGAGAAGGCCCGCCAGGCCCUGGCCAGCAUCAGCAAAGCGGGAGCUGCCGGCAGCUCUGCCAAGGCCAGCAGCAGCGGGCCCGUGGCCAGUGCACAGUAUGUGUCACAGGCAGAAGCCUCGGCUCUGCAGCAGCAGCAGUACUACCAGUGGUACCAGCAGUACAACUAUGCCUAUCCGUACAGCUACUAUUACCCUGUGAGCAUGUACCAGAGCUACGGUUCCCCCUCCCAGUACGGGAUGGCCAGCUCCUACGGCUCAGCUGCACCGCAGCAGCCGUCCGCAGCGCAGCACCAAGGGACUCUGAACCAGCGGCCGCUCCGCCCACAGCCCCCGGUCCCGGGUAUGGACGAAGGCCUGUCCUACCAGGCACCCCCUCAGCAGCUGCCAGCGGCCCAGCCCCCUCAGCCCUCCAACCCCCCGCGUGGGGCUCACCCUUUGAGCAGCGGUCCGCAGCCAGGGACGGCCCCUGCCACGCAGCACAGCCAGGCAGGAUCUGCCUCGGGCCAGGCCUACGGGCAGCAUGGCUACAGCGAGCCCGCCAAGCCCAAGAAGGGCCAGCAGCUGUGGAACCGCAUGAAGCCGGCCCCUGGGACUGGUGGGCUCAAGUUCAACAUUCAGAAACGGCCUUUCGCUGUCACAAGCCAGAGCUUUGGCUCCACCACGGAGGGCCAGCACGGCAGCUUCGGUCCCCAGCCCAACCCCGAGAAGGCCCAGAACCACAGGGGGAACCUGUCCGGUAAGCCCGACGACUGGCCGCAGGACAUGAAGGAGUACGUGGAGCGCUGCUUCACUGCCUGCGAGUCGGAGGAGGACAAGGACCGGACGGAGAAGCUGCUCAAGGAGGUGCUGCAGGCGAGGCUCCAGGACGGCUCGGCCUACACCAUCGACUGGAGCCGGGAGCCCCUGCCGGGGCUGACUCGGGAGCCUGUGGCUGAGAGCCCCAAGAAGAAGCGGUGGGAGGCCCCUAGCAGCCUCCACCCUCCCCGGGGGGCAGGCUCAGCGACCAGGGGCGGGGGUGCCCAGUCCCAGCGAGGGACGCCCGGGGCUGGGGGUGCUGGCCGAGCCCGGGGCAGCAGCUUCGCCAAGUUCGGCAACCGCAAUGUCUUCAUGAAGGACCACAGCUCCUCCUCCAGCACCGACUCGCGCUCCCGCUCCUCCUCCCGCUCCCCGACCCGCCAUUUCCGCCGCAGUGACUCGCACUCGGAUUCCGACAGCUCCUACUCAGGGAAUGAGUGUCACCCUGUGGGUCGCAGGAACCCACCCCCCAAGGGCCGGGGAGGCCGGGGGGCCCACAUGGACCGGGGCCGAGGCAGGGCGCAGCGUGGGAAGAGGCACGACCUAGCCCCCACCAAGCGCAGCCGCAAGAAGAUGGCGGCCCUGGAGUGUGAGGAUCCCGAGCGCGAGCUGAAGAAGCAGAAGCGGGCGGCGCGCUUCCAGCACGGACAUUCCCGCCGCCUGCGCCUGGAGCCCCUGGUGCUGCAGAUGAGCAGCCUGGAGAGCGGUGGGGCCGACCCCGACUGGCACGAGCUGCAGAUCGUGGGCACCUGCCCUGACAUCACCAAGCACUACUUGCGUCUCACCUGCGCCCCCGACCCGUCCACCGUGCGCCCCGUGGCGGUUUUGAAGAAGUCGCUGUGCAUGGUCAAGUCCCACUGGAAGGAGAAGCAGGACUAUGCCUUCGCCUGCGAGCAGAUGAAGUCCAUCCGGCAGGACCUGACGGUGCAAGGUGUGCGCACCGAGUUCACGGUGGAGGUGUACGAGACCCACGCCCGCAUCGCCUUGGAGAAGGGUGACCACGAAGAGUUCAACCAGUGCCAGACGCAGCUCAAGUCACUGUAUGCUGAGAACCUGCCAGGCAACGUGGGCGAGUUCACUGCCUACCGGAUCCUCUACUACAUCUUCACCAAGAACUCAGGAGACAUCACCACGGAGCUGGCGUACCUGACGCGGGAGCUGAAGGCGGACCCUUGUGUGGCCCACGCCUUGGCGCUCAGGGCAGCCUGGGCCCUGGGCAACUACCACCGCUUCUUUCGGCUCUACUCGCACGCGCCCUGUAUGUCUGGCUACCUCGUGGACAAGUUUGCAGACCGGGAGCGCAAGGCCGCCCUCAAGGCAAUGAUCAAAACCUUCCGCCCUGCGCUGCCAGUCUCCUACCUGCAGGCCGAGCUGGCCUUCGAGGGUGAGGCCGCCUGCCGGGCCUUCCUGGAGCCCCUGGGCCUGGCCUACACGGGCCCGGACAACUCCAGCGUCGACUGCCGCCUCAGCCUGGCGCAGCUGCCGGCCUUCUGAGCACCAGCGCCGCCGGGGGUGGGGGGCAGGGCUGCAGCCCCCCAGCGCCGCCUCGGCGGGUUUUGUUUUUGAGCCGUGGACUUGGGUUGUAAAUUAAUUUGCGGGGAGUGGGCUCCAGGAAGAGCCACCAGCCCGGCCCCCAUUGCCCACCGGGGAGUCUGUACAGAGAUUUUUCUACAUUUUUAUUUUUGCCUCUGAGGGAUGGGAUUGGGGGAGGGGGGACAGCAGAGGGUUGGGGGCAUAGUGUGUGGGGUCGUCUGUGUCCACCUUGCACCUCCACUAAUGCUGUCUCAGUGUUUUUUCUCUCUCUCUCUCGAGCUUGUACUCCGGUAGCGACCCGGCACCCUGGCCCAUCCCAUGCCAGGGGGGCCAGUGGAAGAAGACAGGCCGCUCCGCCCGUGCCCGCCUGCGGCAGGGGCACCAGCACACCAGCCCGCUGCCCGCUGCCUCAUCUGCCUCACCACAGACUCUUGUUGCCCAGCCCUCCGGGGCCUCAGUGUUUGGGGCGAGGGGAGCCGCGUAGACUGUGCCCUGCCCGCAGCCCCCGACCCCAGAAACGCCAACGCCGCGCCACCGCCAGAUCCACACUGCCAGCCUGCACUGAGGACUCCGGAGGCCAUCGCGGGACCUCGACGGCCGGGCUGCCUCGUCUGCAGUUGUAUUAAGUUGUCUCCGUGUCCCUUCCCCUCUCCACCCCAAUGUUUCUUCUGGUUUUUCCCCCUUUUCCCUGCCGCCGCCUCCUGCUCCCGCUCUCCCUUGGUUCAGCACAGGUAAAACGGUUACCCUCCCUCCCCGCCUCAUGGAUCACCAGCUCACGUCAUGUUUCCUUCUCUUUUCUUUUUGUGUGUGUUUAAGUUAUUUUUUCUUCCUCCCCUUUUCUUUUCCGUCCUCCCUCCCUCUUCUGCCAUGUAACUGGAGGAUGUGCAAUGAGUUUGCAAACAGCUGGACUGUCAGGCUGCUUUUUUUCCAGAUGUUCCUCCUUUGCCUCCCCUCCCCCUCCUCUCCCCCUCCCCUUUCCUUCCUUCAUUCUUUCCUUGGAGCACUGAGCACCAUUUGGAAGCUUGAGAGAAACCAAAAUUAAA
This is a messenger RNA of Orcinus orca (killer whale), 3784 nucleotides long. It is a transcript of the gene LENG8, whose product is annotated as leukocyte receptor cluster member 8. The transcript has 16 exons. Bases 297 to 2702 code for a protein of 801 amino acids. Gene Ontology annotation, cellular component: nucleus. The record is from RefSeq and is a predicted model, not a curated record. NCBI's taxonomy places the organism in Eukaryota, Metazoa, Chordata, Mammalia, Artiodactyla, Delphinidae.